Arabidopsis lyrata subsp. lyrata is the source of this 1755-nucleotide messenger RNA. RefSeq lists its product as uncharacterized. The record is from RefSeq and is a predicted model, not a curated record. Lineage: Eukaryota; Viridiplantae; Streptophyta; Magnoliopsida; Brassicales; Brassicaceae. The transcript is spliced from 6 exons. The coding region runs from base 1 to 1719 and encodes 572 amino acids.
AUGGCUCCGAAGAGAGGAAGAGGAAGAGGAGGAAGAGGAAGGGCUCCGAAGGUUUCCCCAAAUCGACCUGUCGCCAAUCGACCCACUGCUUCUGGGACGUCAAAUCGAAGACCCAGUACUCUUCCUAGCCAGUAUACCUUCACUCCGGCGAAUCCUGAAGCCCCAGAGACUCAGCAAAGUCCGGUAAAUCCUGUAGCCCUAGAGUCUCAGCCUCCGACUCAUAGAGACUAUCCUCCUCCGACGCAGCUGUUCCAGUCCGGCGAUGAUUCUCCUCGAGGACGAGGCUCUGUAGGAUCUAUUCAUCGUCUAGCUUCUCGGUCGAAUCAACCUCCUGCGCCGGUUCAACCUCCUGCGCCGGUUCAACCUCCAGCGUCGACUCAGCCUGCAGCGUCAAAUCGACAAAUACCAUCUCGUCAACAAAGACCUUCUCCUCAACCUCGAGCCUCUGUAUCGCAUCAUAGUUCUCAGGCUCAAAACUCACACGAGGAAUCUGAAGAUGAGGAAGCUGAAGGUGAAUCUGAAGAAGAUGUGUUGAGGGAUUCAACACUCCCAGAAGAUGUCCUCGCAGAUUUACAUGCUACACUUCUCAUCCCAGGCCGUGAGAAGUACACCACCGUCAUCUCUCCCAACCUCGAGCCUGAAACCACUUGGUUUGGUAAGGACAAUGGAAAGCUAACCCGGAAGAUCACUAAAUGUUUCACAAACAAGUUUGAUGGGCCAUAUUACAAUUGGAGCUGUGUUCCUACUGGUAGAAGAGAAAGAUACUUCCUCGAAUUCGCGAAACUACACACCUGGCAUCCCUCAGUGACAGGUGUUGUUGAAGCUAAAUUCUACAAGAUUUGUCAGGUGCGGAUGAAAGACAUGGUUAGCAAGGCAUGUUCAAAACGAGAGAGGCCAAAUUGGAUCGAGAAAACACUUUGGAUAGAGAUGUGUGCCUAUUGGGACACUGAAGAAGCAUUAGCAAAGAGUUCAACCACAUCAGCAGCUAGGAUGUCUGACCGUAAUGGUCUUGGUCCUCACAAGCAUGUUGCUGGUCCAAAGUCGUUUUUACAAAUAGAGCAAGAGAUGGAAGUUGAAUUGGGAAGACCUCCUACUAUUGGUGAAGUUUUCAUCAGGACUCAUACCAAGAAGGAUGGGACUUUUGUGGAUAGGAAGGCGCAGGAAGUCCAUGAAACAUAUCUCAAGAACAAGGCAGCUAAGUUGGCUGCCCUUCAAGAGAAUGAUGAACAAGCAGAUGGGACUUCGCGACGAUCUGAGCUAUCUCAAGAGGAGGAUGAUGAGAUCUUCCUUCAGUCUACUAUCACAAACGACAGAGGAGAAUACUUUGGUGUUGGCAGCCUCGGGGUUUACAUCAACGGGAAGCGCAAGUACCCAGGAAGCAGUUCUUCUUUCACAACACUCCAAUCACAGCUUGAGGAUGCUAACCGGAAGAUUGAGGAACAAGCAGCGCUCCAAGCAGAACGUGAAGCAGAGGCUUUGCGGGUCGCAGCUGAGCAAGCAGCUGAGAUCAAGCAUUUGGCGAUGGUGAAGAAGUAUUUGAGCGAGACUGACCCAAAGUUUAUGGCCUUCCUCAAGUCUCAAUCUGCUGCCACUGAUACUACUACUGCUGCCACGACUGCUGCCACUGCUGCUGCCACUGCUGCUGCCACGACUGCUGCCACUGCUGCUGCCACGACUGCUGCUACUACUGCUACUAUUCCUACUGCUCAACAACCAUAGGUCCCUCCUUCUCUAAACUUUCCCUCCUUCUCUGAA